GAAACGUGUUUUUAGCAAUCAUACAGAAACUGCCAAAACAGAACGUCAGAUAGAGGCGAUUUCUUCGUAAAAGUGUUGUUGUAUGGCGCUACAGAAGUAAUUUAUAUUGCCUUGAAAGUGAACCUACAGUGGAUUAACACCUCCUUAAUUCCUUCACAUUGAAACAAGUAUGCUUCUGUUUUGUCCAACUUGUGGGAAUGUGCUGAUUGUUGAGGAGGGACAGAGGUGCUACAGAUUCGCCUGCAACACAUGUCCUUAUGUGCACAAUAUUACGAGGAAGGUGAACAACAGAAAAUAUCCCAAGCUAAAAGAGGUUGAUGACGUCCUUGGAGGAGCUGCAGCAUGGGAAAAUGUUGAUUCCACAGCAGAAAAAUGUCCAAAGUGUGAACACCCAAGGGCUUACUUCAUGCAGAUUCAAACUAGAUCAGCAGAUGAACCAAUGACUACUUUCUACAAAUGUUGCAACGCUCAGUGCGGAAAUCGAUGGAGGGACUAACAUACAAACAAAGCCUCAAUACUAUUACAAAAAAUGUUUUUAUUGUAAAUGUAACGCUGUACACACCUUUAUCCAAUAAAAUAUUCACAAAGGG
This is a messenger RNA of Clupea harengus (Atlantic herring), 590 nucleotides long. RefSeq names its product polymerase (RNA) III (DNA directed) polypeptide K (gene polr3k). NCBI's taxonomy places the organism in Eukaryota, Metazoa, Chordata, Actinopteri, Clupeiformes, Clupeidae. Gene Ontology annotation, cellular component: RNA polymerase III complex. Gene Ontology annotation, biological process: DNA-templated transcription; termination of RNA polymerase III transcription. The record is from RefSeq and is a predicted model, not a curated record. Gene Ontology annotation, molecular function: nucleic acid binding; zinc ion binding.